This is a messenger RNA of Recurvomyces mirabilis, 3189 nucleotides long. RefSeq lists its product as uncharacterized. NCBI's taxonomy places the organism in Eukaryota, Fungi, Ascomycota, Dothideomycetes, Mycosphaerellales, Teratosphaeriaceae. Gene Ontology annotation, biological process: chromatin remodeling. The record is from RefSeq and is a predicted model, not a curated record. Bases 1 to 3189 code for a protein of 1062 amino acids. Gene Ontology annotation, cellular component: cytoplasm. The transcript has a single exon.
AUGCCUCUCCUCGGUCCCAACAUGGAAAGCAGGAAUCAAGCGUUCCAGGCCCUCAAGCCUCAAUGCGUCGCCCUCAGCCAAGCUGCGCUCACUGCCAACGGACAAGCACGAAGCUUCUCGACCAUCAUCGAGCUUUUAGAACGAUUGAAAGGCACCGUUUUCAAGCUUUCAGUCCCUGGCCUGUUGGAUGCCAAGCUUGCCGACUACAUCUUCUUCCCUCUAUCUCAAGUCCUGAAACUAAGCAACCGGCUGACAAUUCGAUGUCUGGAGCUCAGCUUGCAAUGCCUCGCCGCGCUUGUGGCCCACGGAUGGCGGCAGAACAUAGAGCCGCAGCUCGCUGCACAGAUUGUCAUCCUCUGUACUCUCAUGGCUGAGCGCAAGCCCAAGGGCUUUGCAUUCGACGAGAGUACGGACGAGCUUCAAGCUGCUUCUCUUCAUUGUCUACAUCAUGUGUUUGAUGCUGCAGGCAGGAGUCCGUCAUGUCAGGCAUCUUUCGUAUCAGAAGCCAACUUCCCACAGCUUGGUCAAACUAUCACUGUCGUCCUCAAAGGUAUCAGUGACGCCCCUUCAUUAGAGCCGCAGCUUGCAGCGACAGAAGCUCUGGAGGCUUUGACAGAUGGUGUCAUGACGAAAGAGGCAUGCACGUCUUUCUUGCCGGGCUUAGUAGGCAAUCUGACAAAAGUCUUGACGCCAACUACCAAGCAACGGCGAAACCAUCAAGUGCUCAUAGGAUGUAUGAACAUCUUCACUAACCUCGUCCGAAAGACCUUAUCCGAUGAGUCUACUUCCGGCAAACGUCUAGAGUCUAGCAAAACCACUGAGUUCGUCGCUUCCAAGGGAUGGGAGGAGACAGCCGCGAAGAAGCUCGAGCCCGCGUUAAGAUCCAUUAUGUGUUUACAGAGCCACCCCAGAGACGAUGUAACGGGGGCGCUUGCGAAGCUCUGUCUGACACUACUUGAAUAUUGCCGCAAAUCCCUUGCAGAUUGUUCUGCUCCUGCCAUAGAGGCACUGCUAUCACUAUCACUGCCUGAGGACCAGAGCUCAGUGCGCAUGGAACUCGAGCGUCUCGUCGGUGCCGACUCGACACUGUGUGAGCAACUACAGACUGUUGUCUACGACAAGCUACGAUCAUUGCCUACUGCAAUGCAGUCAUCCGAUGAGCAGCUCAAGAUGCGAAGGAUCGAGCAGGUUCAGGCUGCGUAUGAAUUGCUCAACGAUAUUGGAGCAGACAACUCAAUUCUGGAUAAAGUCCUUGCAAGUGCUCUGCGAGAUAGUGUCGUUAUCACCCUGCAGGCCUCUCGCAAGAGCUCAGACGUCAUCUCAACCCACUCGUCUAGUGUGCAAUCGAUGGAUUUGACAAAUCUUGAUGGCAACCGAUGGAGCACCGAAUAUGGUCAGUCAAUGGUCACUUAUAAGGGACAAGCAGGAGUACUAGACCGCAUAGAGAGCUUCGUCCGUAUCGUCAGCAAGUCUGCAGCCUCGUCAGCACUUGUCGCAGACACUUCACGUUCUCUGCGUCUGUCUGAAGGCGAUACCCAGCUAGCGGACUUCUGGUUGUUGUUAAUAGUCAAACAGUCAGCGACACAAGUCAGCGACGUCGUGACCGACUUUCUUGAUCUUGGCGAUCACGAUGCUUCGCCUCCGACUGAAGCCCUCGAAGAGAUCUACGCCUUUGCAUUGAGCGUACUCAAUAGUACCUCUAACGACGACGCUUCACCCGAUGCUCGGAUGUGCUCACUAGCACUGCGGACUGUAGCGCUUCGGGCACAACAUGCCGGCAAGGAUUUCCGCUACGAGCUCAUCGACGCUCUAUAUCCAGUCCUACAUAGCCUGGCAACACCGGAAGAUGUACUCCAGCGCGACAGCACCACCACUCUCACCAUCAUCGCCCAAGCUUGCGAGUACUCGUCCGUCCGUGAACUCAUCGUAGAGAACGUCGACUACCUGACCAACAGCGUGGCACUGAAGCUCAACGCCUUCGACAUCUCGCCUCAAGCGCCACAGGUGCUGCUUAUGAUGGUCAGUCUGGCCGGGCCGAGUCUGUUGCCGUUUCUAGAGGACACGAUUGACAGCAUAUUUGCUGUACUUGAGAGUUAUCAUGGGUAUGGUCUGCUGGUUGAGCUGCUGUUCAGAGUUUUGGCCGUGGUUGCUGAGGAAGGUGCUAAGGCGCCGGCGCUUGUUGAGGGUGCAAAGAAAGCUCUUGCCGCCGCUGGGUUCGCUGAAGAGGAUGCCUUGAGACCGAUCAGCAUUGCUAAUGUGGCUGAGCUACUGAAGGAGAAAGCAAUGGAGGAGAUGAAGACGAAUGCAUAUGGCUCAAGUGUGGGUGAAGGUCAUCCAAAACGACCAUGGAAAGACCCUGAGCAGUCGGAUGAUGGGACCAGAGAUGGGGAGCAAGAUGAAGAAGACGCCCAGGACCAGCAGAUUGACGACGCCGACGUCCCACCGCCGGCUCCGAAGACCUAUCAAAUCUUGUUCAAGAUCACUGAGCUCACGCAGCACUUCCUGCCCUCGGCCUCUCCAUCACUACGCACAAAUCUGCUUUCACUGACUCGCACGACUGUUCCCGCGAUAGCUCGGCACGAGAACUCGUUUCUGCCACUCAUCAAUACUCUCUGGCCGGAGAUCGUUAGUAGACUGGAAGAUGAAGAAAUGCACGUACAGGCCGCGGCACUCGACACAGUUGCUGUAUUAUGCGAGCACGCCGGGAACUUCAUGCGAAGUCGGAUUGUGCGUUUGUGGCCUCUCUUGCUCGAAAUGCAUGCGAGGUUAGUGAAGGAGAUUUUGUUCACAGGUUACGGUGCUGGCAAAGCUGGGUAUAAGGAGCAAGAGACUCAUAAGCCAGGUGCGGUUGCAUUGGUUUCGCACAACAACGGUCUGCACAAUGCUGUAGCAAGGCUGGAGUCCUCACCAGUAGAUUACACGAACACAAACCUGCGUCUAUUGUGGACAGCACUCGUCAGUACGAUCACCGCUUCUGUGCGCUAUGUCGCACCUUCGCCAGACAAUUUCGAUGAAGCUCUGGACAUGCUUGCGCCUGUGCUGGAACAAGAAGAUAUCCGACAGGCACUAGAGAAGGAGAACGCAGAUGCUGUAUGGCUGGCGAGGAUCAGAUCGGGUGCGCUUGCUCAUCCAGUCGUGCCAUUGGUUCCUGCUGGAUGCCAGUGGGCAUUUGCUAUGGUUGCAGGAUGA